AUGUCUUCAAAAGCAAGAGACAUACUCAACUCAAUCAUAUAUUGGGUAAUAAGACUUUUUGCAAAACUAAUAUUUCACGUAUUCUAUCGAGACCAUGGUGCAUUAUACCCAGAACGUUUUCCAAAAGACGAUGGCACACCUGUACUGUUAGUAGCUGCCCCGCACGGAAACUUUUUAAUGGACGCAAUAACCAUUUUUGUCACUUGUCCCAGGAACCACUACUUUUUGAGUGCAAAGUCAAAUUUCAGUUAUCCGAUAUUUGGUUGGUUAAUUACGUUGUUGGGUGCUAUUCCGGUUACUAGGCCACAAGAUGUGGAAAGAAUUAACGGUGACGGGUUGAUUAAAGUGCUGGAAGAAGGGAAAAUUGUCGAGGGUGAGAAUUUGGGAAAGACCGUGCAAGUUGGUGAUUCCUUGUAUGUGGAAUUUGAAGGUCCUGAUGAUAAUGAUGAUAUGUUGAAGGAAGCUUGUGGUACUGUGGAAGAGAUUAUCAAUGAACAUAGGGUUCGUAUUAAAGAACCUGGGAUGAAAUGGUUGACAAAAGGAAGACGAAAGAAUAAAUUGAAACGUUUAGUGGCGUAUGGAAGUUUGGUUGUACGUGUUGAACGGGGAAAUACACUAAAAACACUUGAAGGUUUAAGCUUAAUUCCAAAAGUAGUUAGUAAAGGAAUUGAUCGAUUAUCAACAUCUCCUGGUAGAAUAGCAUUUCCAAUUCAAGAGUCUUCCGAUUUCAUUGGUGUACAAUCUCCACCUAAAUGGUUAGUUGCCAAUGAAAGAACUCCGUUAAUGAUGGGAAGUGGUGGAAUUGGAGCUGGUAGUAGCAGCAGCAGUAGUCAAAGAUCACAACAUGCCCGUCAACUCUCCAAUAGUAGCACUAUUAGUAAUAGACAACCACCAAUACCGAAUUUUCCAUCUGUUCCCAGUAUUCCGACAACAUUUUCUUACACUCAUAUGCCUCCUCAUUCUGAAGUAUACUCUGCAGUCUAUAACAUAUUUUCGAGAUCACGUUGUGUUGCCAUUUUUCCCGAGGGAACAUCGCACGACAAUGAUCACAUGCUGUCGUUGAAAUACGGAUGUGCUGUGAUGGCAUUGGGCUAUUUGGCUUCAAAAGAACCGGAUUCUUUUGGAAAUAAGAGAACCUUGAAAAUUGUCCCGUGCGGUGUGAAUUUUUUUAAUCGUCAUCGAUUCAGAAGUCGUGUUUUUGUUGAUGUGGGAAAUACAAUCGAGGUAGAAGAGAGAUUGGUAGAAAUGUAUAGGCAAGGUGCUUGUCAAGAAUUACUGAAAACAAUUCACUCUUCUUUGUUGGAAAUAACGGUGAAUGCACCAGAUUACGAUACAUUAUUAUUUUUCAAAACAGCUUCGAGAAUGUAUCGAGAUAAAUUAUCUAAUCUUUUGGAUUUCGCUGAAAAAUUAGCACUAUUACGUAGAAUAGCUAAAAAAUAUUCAUCAACUACACCUCCUACCGAUGAAGCUCGACGAUUAAAACGAGACAUUGUAUCGUAUGCACAAACUCUUCGUUCGAAACGACUUUCCCCGCCACACAUGCACACUUCACCUUUCUCUCUAUUCUUUUUCCUGCCAUUAUUCUUAUUCCUCUUUAUAUUAAUGACUCCUGGCUUCAUAUUCUUCUCUCCGAUUGGAUUCGUUGCAUACUACGUCGGCAAAAAACAAGGCGAAAAUGCCAUGUUAUACGACGAUAAUUCACUAGCAAUCACACGAUGGCCAGGUCGAGAUGUAAUAGCCACGUGGAAAAUGUUAGUCGGCACUGCACUUUUUGUCACUUUCGACAUCACGUACACCGCUCUCACUGUCCACUACAUCCAUAAACAUGGAGUAUUUGAUUUACACGGAUCACGAGAAUAUGCACUUGCUGUUGUGCUUUGUUUCUUUGUAGUUUGGCCGUUGAUUGCCUACGGAACAAUUUUGACUUGGGAGCGAAUGUGUUGGGUUGGUAAGCAUGUUUGGGUCGGGCUUUGGGGUGUUGCUAGGCCAAGACAACGACGUGAUUUCUUGCUGUGGCGUGAACAAUUAUCGCAAAGAGUUGUGAGAUGGGUUGAUGGUACUACUGUUGCACCUUGA
Molecule: messenger RNA, 2076 nt
Organism: Ambispora gerdemannii
Lineage: Eukaryota; Fungi; Glomeromycota; Glomeromycetes; Archaeosporales; Ambisporaceae
Source: the annotation of a GenBank genome assembly